UGCGCCUCUGCUGCCUCGCUGGGCCAAAUCUCAAGUCGAAGAGGAAUGGUUUAGAUACGGACAAGAAGAACCGUGUGCCGAAAUCAAUACCCCGUACCCACCAUGCUCAUCACCACCCCCCUGAAGUAUGCGGCCUGGUACUACCUCCCCGGCUACGCCACCCGCCAGCUCCUCUCAUUUUUCCACGUCGCGUACGCACGCGUCUUACGGCGGCCUCCUCCACCCCCGGGCACCCCAGCAUACGCGUUCCACUAUCGUAUGACAUAUCUCUUCUUCGCCCUCGUCUACCUUGCGUACAACCUGUAUGACGCGUCGGCAACGAUGGAACCCAACUACUACGAGAUACUCGAUCUGGCGCCCACGGCAGAUGAGAACAUGCUGAAGAUGGCGUACAGGCAGUUCGCGCGGCGGUACCAUCCGGACAGGGCAGGGGCGCAGAGCGAGUCGAUGUUUAUCGAAGUGCGGGAUGCGUAUGACGCGUUGAAGUCUCCUGUCAAGCGGUUCGCGUAUGAGAGGUUUGGCCCAGAGGCAUUGUCUUGGUCUCAAUGCACCACUCUCCGGGAAUACGUCCGGCACGGACUGUUACAAGCCUCGGGCUUCUACAUCGUCUCUCUGUGCAGUCUCAUUUUCUUCUCCUUCGUCAGCCCCUCGAGCACAGUGUCGUAUUGGAGAUACAUCAUGCUCGCGUUUACAGCCGUAUACGAACUGCUGUUCCUCCUCAAUCCGUCUCCUGCGCCAUCAUCGGGCACGUCAUUCUCCUCCGUCGUGUUCACCGAUCCCACGAUCGCGGCGCACACAAGCUUCUUCUCCUUCCUCUGGCCCCACAGGGUCCCAUACCAACACGUCCGCUUCCUCCACACGCUCUGGGUCCUCGGCUGCUUCGCGCUCUCGAACGUCGCCCCAGUAGUGUUCCCCGCGCCAUCCCCGGAGUUCCAGGAAAACUGGAUCGCGAACGAGGCGCAGCAGAUCUCCACGCUCUCCGCGGCCGUGGCGCGCGAAACAAACGUUCACCUCGCGACGCUCUUCCACGCCGCGCACGGCCCACGGACGGGCACCGCGGCGUCCGACGGCACGUUCCCGUACCUCGGCGAGCUCAAGCCCGCGGACGCGGUCGUCGGCCUGCUCGCGCAGGAGAUGGAGCACCUCAUCCUCGAGACGCAGAUGCGCGCGGAUGGGGGCCCGUUGAAGAGUGCGGUCGAGAACGCGGUGGAGCGCCGCAAGCGCGAGGCGGGGCGCGUUGGGCUCGGGCUUGGGAGGCGCCCGAGCGCGCAGGGGGCGUGGGUGCAGCAGAACGGGAAUGGGAACGGGAAUGGGAACGGGGUGGGGGCGGCGGCGCCGCCGGUGUGGAAGGAGCGGGUGUUGGGGUAUGUAAGGGGAAGGUCGAGGUCGCUUGGGUGAUGAGGUGCGUCUCGGUGUGUUUAGUGUUCGUGACUAUCUGGAUGCAUCUCAUCAUUGAGUUGUUUAGAGCGCUGUCUAUCGUGUCGAAUUGCUGUUUCAUGCUACAUAGCUGUAUAACUGCACGCUGUUGGUCUCAA
This is a messenger RNA of Trametes versicolor FP-101664 SS1, 1535 nucleotides long. RefSeq lists its product as uncharacterized. Lineage: Eukaryota; Fungi; Basidiomycota; Agaricomycetes; Polyporales; Polyporaceae. Gene Ontology annotation, cellular component: endoplasmic reticulum. Gene Ontology annotation, molecular function: protein-folding chaperone binding; misfolded protein binding. The transcript has 5 exons. The record is from RefSeq and is a predicted model, not a curated record. Bases 103 to 1398 code for a protein of 431 amino acids.